GAGAUCGGACUCUAUUUGGCUCCAGUUGGUUCCUAAACGCCUGUAUUUCCAACACCUCUUAGAAAGUGCAGCACAACAGAAACAUGAGGCAGCGCUGCGCGCUCAAACAUGGAAUAUUCAAGGAAUUCCUGGCAGAAUUCCUGGGGACUUUUGUCUUGGUAUUGUUUGGCUGCGGCUCAGUUGCUCAGACUGUCCUGAGUCGAAACACGCUGGGGGAGCCUCUUACCGUCCAUAUCGGCUUCUCUGUGGGCCUCAUGAUGGCAGUGUACGUGGCUGGUGGGAUUUCAGGAGGCCAUGUGAACCCUGCUGUGUCUCUGGCUAUGGUGAUUCUGGGCAAACUGAAGAUCUGGAAGUUUCCCUUCUAUGUCAUGGCUCAGUUCCUUGGUGCUUUUGCAGGAGCUGCAGCAGUCUUUGGAUUGUAUUAUGAUGCUUUCAUGGACUUCACAAGUGGUAUUCUGUCAGUGACAGGAAUCAAUGCCACAGGCCACAUUUUCGCCUCCUACCCAGCCAGACACCUGUCGGUCCUCGGAGGCUUCAUUGAUCAGGUUGUUGGGACAGGCAUGCUGGUUCUCUGUAUUCUGGCCAUCAUUGAUGGCGGAAACAUUGGAGCUCCCAAAGGCGUGGAGCCGCUCGCCAUCGGCCUGAUCAUCAUGGCCAUCGGUGUGUCCAUGGGGCUCAACUGUGGCUACCCGCUGAACCCUGCCAGAGACCUGGGACCACGUCUGUUCACGGCGGCAGCAGGAUGGGGGAUGGAGGUCUUCAGUACUGGAGGCUACUGGUGGUGGAUCCCAGUGGCAGGGCCCAUGGUGGGAGGAGUGGUGGCCGCCGUCCUCUACUUCCUGCUCAUCGAGCUUCACCACCCCCAUGAAGAGGGGGAGGCGGCUCUUGAGGUGGAGGAAGAGGAGGAGGAGGACGACGAAGAGGACGAGGACAGCAGUCUAAAGGACAAAUAUGAGAUGAUCACCAUGAGUUAGAAACGUGAUCAUUAGUGCACCGUUUUCCACCUGUGAAGACGUUUCUACAGUCAGUGUCUUCUCCUUAUUUGACGUUCAUGCGGUGCAGAGAAUUUAUUCAAGGUCAACUCUGACCCGACGUGAAGCUCCACAAGUGAAAUAAAGCUGAAGCUGGUUUGAAUCAGAAAGACACACAGACUCCUUAUAAAUCCUGUCUUUUUGUAAAUGACCAUCAUGUAUGUUUAAUUUUAUCCAUUAAUAAAAUAAGGUAGUCUUUUACUGACCUUCCCUUUAGUUUUGAUCCCAUAACCAUCAAUUAUUUAAUAAUUUGUUUAUAUUUGAAUUUUUCUUCUAUAUUAUGACAAACUUUUUUUGCAUCCUCUCCUGGAUUUUAAUUUUUUUGCAUUUAUUUUACUACUGAGCAUUAUAAGUCUGAAUUAAAGUUUACACAAAUAA
This is a messenger RNA of Cyprinodon tularosa, 1409 nucleotides long. RefSeq names its product aquaporin-9-like. Gene Ontology annotation, cellular component: plasma membrane; basolateral plasma membrane. The record is from RefSeq and is a predicted model, not a curated record. Bases 84 to 974 code for a protein of 296 amino acids. The transcript is spliced from 6 exons. NCBI's taxonomy places the organism in Eukaryota, Metazoa, Chordata, Actinopteri, Cyprinodontiformes, Cyprinodontidae. Gene Ontology annotation, molecular function: urea transmembrane transporter activity; water channel activity; glycerol channel activity. Gene Ontology annotation, biological process: water transport; glycerol transmembrane transport.